Molecule: messenger RNA, 10073 nt
Organism: Cinara cedri
Lineage: Eukaryota; Metazoa; Arthropoda; Insecta; Hemiptera; Aphididae
Source: the annotation of a GenBank genome assembly
AUGCUAUGUAUUGAAACAUCAUCUUGUGAUAACAGUAGGUAUAAACGUGAUAUGAUAACCUUGAUAAGAGUAACCAUAAAGGUAUAACAAAAGGUAUGACUUGUGAUAACAGCAGAUAUAACCGUGAUAACAGUGUGGUAAUAAUGUCGAGAGUGGGCGUGUCCUAUAUGGUCUGCGAAAAGUGGUGAGCAAUUCGGGAGGCCAUGUACUAGGUAUAGCACUUCGUCCUUGCUCUUGAUCCUGAUUUAGAACUCUCUAUUUUAUACUACUCAUAUAUAUGUAAUUUACAAUCUUUAUAUAAAACAACUACGAGCGUAAAAGUACAUAUUAAUAUAACAUCUAACACGAAUAUAUUAAUCAAAUGCCCAUUUUAAUAGAAAUUUAUUUUUUAUUUUUAGGCAAGCGAAAUUCCUACUGUUGUGGUCGCCCACACCGAAAAAACUCGGUAAUAUUAUUGUUUAUUGUGAUAUCGUAAAAUCAAAGAUAAAUGGUCUAUAAAAAUUGUAUUUUUAUAAUUUUAGGCAAGCAAUGCAUGCCAUCGCGGUCAAAUUGAAUUCGCUUACUGGCAAAGUAGACAAGUUUGAACGAAUGCUAAGUAAGCUAUAAUGCUAUUUUAAAAUCUAUUUGUUUGUUUUCACUCUUGAGUAACGUUGUAACACCGUGCCACAGUGGCUCUAAAUCGAAGCUGGCCGAAACUGAUUACUCCAAAAUUGUAAAAUUGUAUACUAUAACAAAUCAACAAAUAUUGGAUAAUGAAUUUCAAAGGUCCUAGAGCCAAGAGCCUAGAGCCUUGUUUUUAAAAUUAAACCCUUAUUUAAGGGGGUAUCUCUUACGUAAUCACGGGGUGGCAUAUAGCGAAAUGUGCGAUUUGAGUAUUAAAAUUGUAUUUUAUAACUACUAUAGUUUCGAAGGUAUUCCUUAAUGAGGUUACAUAUUUGUUGUCAAAUUAAUUUAGUUUUCAAAAAUUUAAAUUGUUCGACAUUUUAUAUAAUAAUAUGUUUUAGAUUUGAAGCUUAGCGAGGAAUGGAUCGGUUAAAAAUUUCCUACCAGAAAACUUGAUCUAAAGUAUCAAGUGUAGCACAUUUUCUGAAAGGAAAUUUUACUAGUUUGGUACUUUAGGGAGGUCAUGUUUUGAUUAAGUGGUUUUCAUAAUGGUUGGAAAAAAAACUGGGAAAAUACGUAGGAAAAACGUAGGGAUAAACGGACAAAUAUUUAUGGAAUAAUGAUUACACGGCUUUAAAUAUUUGUAACUUAUGUUUUCUGUUAUAGAAAUCUGUAAAAUCAUGCUUCAUUCAAAAAUUGACAAGAUUUUUAAUUUUUAAUUUAAUUAGUGAAUAAAAGCUGUCAAUUAGUUGUCUGCGUAGGUUUUUUUUAAUAAUUGGGCAAAAACAAAAAAUCCUUUAAUUUCGUUUUAUUUUUUUUUUAUAGUUUAGUUAAAUAUAUUCCUAGAGAAAUAAAAUUUUGACGAAAAACUUAUUUUUUCUAUAUGUAAAAAAAUUGUUGAGCUAUUUAUAGGCAUUUUAAUUUUACGAGUUUUUACGUGAUUUUUUUUAUUCUGUAAGAAUUUUGUGAAUACAAUUGCUAGACUAAAGAGAAAUGCUUAAAAAUUUAACAGGAGGUUCAUUAUAAAUCAUAUUCAGUGAAAAAAAAUAAUAAAAUAAUUGAGUGUGAUGUGGUAUUUUUUUUUUUUUUUAUAAGAGUUUUAUUAGGUAUCAAAUUUUGACGAAAAUCGUAAAUAAUACGGCCUUUCAAACCAUGCAUAACAAAACUUCGCUACGAAUCUUUUUUCGUUAGCAAUUGAUUAUCGUUGCGUAUGAAUAUAAAUUAAACAACUUAAUGUAAUUUAUCUUCUCAACAUCCCAUCUACAAGAGUGGCACACACGUCACCAGUACAGCACCUUUUUAAAAAUAAUUUUAAUCUAAUAAAUGUAACAUACAUAUGAUGGAACCUUCCGAAACUAUUAUACCAGAUACCUAAUUACGAAAUAUGAUUUUGAUAACUAUAAGUCAAUCGCAUUAGCUUCAUGUUUUAAUUAUAGUGUAUUUAAUUUGUAGUUUAAAAAUGCAAUAGAUUUUCUGCCACUUCUCUCCCUUCCCUACGCCCUUGUUAGUGAGGUCUGUGCACUUCAAUGCAUUUUACCGUCUCUAUAUACUGUGUGGAAAUGCUAAUUGAAAACACUCUGUAUCCUUAACAGAGCUAUGUAUUUAAAUUUUUUUUUGUUUAGUUGGUUGUUUAUAGUAAGCAUACACAUUUUCACGUACUUUACAUUGUUUACUGCUUAUUAGAUAUUUGCAUGCGAGGUACAACAUUUUUUUCUUAAAAUGCAAAAAUUCCAUAUUAACCGUUUAUUAUUAGUAUUUUUUUCUAUAUUUUUCAUGAAUUUCAAUGGUCAACUUAAUGUUUUAAGUCCAAAAUUAAUUGAUAUACCAACGGAAAUUUAAAGCUACUCUAUAUUAUUAAGUAUAACGACAUUAAGUAAUAUUUAUAUUAGUAAUAGUAAGUUUAAAGUACCCGAUACAAUACAAUACAUGAUAAAAAAUAAUAAAACCCAAGUUAUUAAAGUUUAUAUUACCAUUUUAGUAGGUAAAUAUUAGUGAAAAAUAGUUUGAAAUCGGCAUAAUAUCAAAUAUUUUAUUGAAUAGCUCUGUCAAAUAACUUUAAAUUGCCGUAUCUAAACUAAUUUUGGGUUUGGAAAUGGGGAGGUUACCAUUUAAGAAAAAAAAAGUUAAAUACGCAUAUCGCGUAUAUAAACAUAUACGUGCAUACGCAUAUCUAAUACUAUCACAGUAUUACAGUAAAAUAGGUUAAAUGAGUGAAAAUGCAUACAGUUCAGUAUAAUAACAACCAAUAAAAAAAAAAUCAAAUCAAAUUCUAUGACCCUGUACAAAGAUACAGAGUUUACUCAAUUAACUUUUCCACAUCACAAAGUAUCAUAAUUAAUCACGUGAAUUUGAAUUGCAGAGGAAAAACAAACAGAGGAAAAGCAUGUCCAGGAAAAACUGUCAAAGGAAAGACAGCCAGACGAAAAAUAUGAUAGUUCUAAUAUGUACUCUCAAUCAAUUUUGCCCAAAGUAAAUAUACCUUAAAUAUACCUUAUUGUAUUGUACGUUAUUAUAUUUUAUAUCUGUUACAUGGUUUUCUUGAUAUUCAGGGUUCCGUGGUGUCACUUCUGAGCAAAGGGCCGAAAACGGUCCGUUUACAACCAUCUCCGUCGGAAAUAAGUCAACCAAGUAUUAACCAUUUUUUUUCUAUUUUAAAUUCUAAGCGAAGCAAAAGAAGUAGUUUUUGUUAACCCUGUAGUAAUUUUUGGAUCCUAAUCGUAUUGUUUUUACUAGAAUAUGAUUUGUGAUUUUUUUCAUGUUCGUAAAUAAUUUUUCUACUUAAAAUCUUGUUCCGAUCAUCGACUUCAGAGGUAGUAGUUUGGCCGGUCGUCAGUAGUUCGUGCAUUAAAAAAGUAAUUUUUUUCAAUUUUAAGUUCAUAAUAAUUGUAAUUUAUAAUUGGGAAAACUAAGAUCCAAUUUAUUUCAGUUGGGUUUAAUUCAGUUAAACAUAAUCGUAUCAGACCAUUAAAAGGCCCAGAGACGUAUUGACGAUUUUGGCACCCUAGGUAAACAAAUUUGGCACCCAAUUUCUAUUUCCAUUUAACAAUAUGAACAUAAUUACAAGACGCAAGGUGACAUAGUUUCUCACAGUGACCUCCCAAUGAUUAAUUAAAUAUUAACAAAUACCUACAUUUCAUAUAUUUUCCCGUUUUUCCCAUUUGUUGAUAAAAAUCCUGAGAAAACAAAAAAAUGAUCUCUUUAAAGUACCUCCCCAGGUUAUGAUCUUUUAGAAAAAGUGCUAUAAUUAUAAAAUUAAGCAAAAUUUCCAAAAGAAAAGUAGUACACAAAAAAAAUAAAACGUAAUAUUUUACUAAUAUAUUUCGUAUAUUUUCCCGUCUUUCUUCCUUUAUAUUUGGUUUUUCACUUUUGAUAAGAAAAAUCCUGAGUAAAAAGAAAAAUGACCUUAAAUUACCUCUCCAUGUCGAUUUAGCUUCAGAAAAUGUGCUACACUUAAAAAUCGGAGCAAGAUUUUUAGUAGAAUAGUUGCGCACAGAUAAACAAAAUAAACAUUUUAGUAAAAUUAUAAGCUUCUUCGCUCCACUCACAAUUAAAAAAUUAAUUAAAUGCAAACCUAAAUUUCUUUUCUAUUAACGAUGUAUAUACACAUCAACAACAGAGUAACAAAUAACUGAUUGACUAAUUGUAAUGUCGCAUUUACGGAUUAACACACAAACUUGACACACACAAAUAUUAAAUAUUUUUAGAUGGAUAAUAUUCAUAGAAAUACAGAAUAAAUAUUAUGAAAUCAAGGUUAUCACUAAUAUCAAUAUGAUUGUUAAUAUCAUGAUCUAACUGUAGUUAGUAGUGUUGUGAAAAUAGAAUGUUAUAAUUAUAUUAUCUUAACCGGUAGGUACCAAUAAAGUACGUGUUUAGAAGUAAGAAUGGGCAAAACAAUAAAUUAUUCUGAUAACAAAGAAUUUAUGAUAUCAGUUAUCACUAUUUUUUUCAUAUAAUAUAAUAUCUCAAUAUAAAUCCUUUAAAAUAAAAUAUUAAAGAAUUAAUUGUUUUAUUUUAGUAUCACUUAACUUUGAAAACAAUUUAACCCCUAGCGACGGCACCUCUUUUAGGGAUAAUUUGACGCCCGGGGCAAUUGUCACCUGUCGCCCCCCCUCUAAAUACGCCAAUGGAGACCUGAUGAAAUUGUCACAGAAUACAAAUAUCAACGAUUAUUAUAUUAUUCCCGUUCGUUUGGCUCUACACAUUUAAUUUUGUUUUAUUCAUUUAUAUGAAGUUUCAGAUUUGAAGUUAUUGUUUAUUUGUUUAUUUUUAUUUUUUUUUACUAUAGAAGUGUUGUUGAUAGACGAAGUAAUCUCUUCGAAAAUUCGCGAAAGUAUUAAUGUGGGUAAGGUCACAGACAUCGAUUCCAACGACCGAUCUAUGCGUAAAAGUAGUAUAUUAAUGUCUCCAUUACCAAAGGAUGAUAAUGAAAUUGACGACGGCGAAAUGUCUUUGUCGUACAUCAAUAACAAGCUAGGAUCAUUUCCGACAAAGGAAAAAUAUAUUCUUAACAAGUAUUUGCUUUACAGAAAUAAAUAAUUAUACACGUGAAGUUUAAUAUUGCCCGACAAUAUUAAAGUAUAAUAAAAUACAAAACGUCCAUAUUUAUUAUUAUUACAGUUAUGAACCGAUCGUGUUAAUGAAACACAUUGAAAAACUUUUGAGCAGAAUGAAUAAGAUGGAGCACGACAUAAACAUGUUGUUCAAAGUUAGCAUUAUGAUGAAAGUAUACUUAUGCAGUGUAAACAAUUUUAAUAAUUUCCUAACUUUCAGGUCAGUGAAUCCGAAUCUACAAGUACCUUGUUUUCUGAAACUGCCUCGGAUGAUAAGAUCAUUAUCGAAGAAGUGCAACCUGAUGAAGUGUAUAGUUUCGACGUAAGUGCUCGAUUGUUUUAUCGCUUCAGGUUUCGAGUAUAAAGAUUAAUUUUAUUGUGUAUUUUGAACAGAUACAGAAUUCGUUAUUACAACAAACGAUCUUAAAAAAAUUAGUAUGUAAAACAAAACCGACAAAGUUUCAAAGUGUCUUCGGUCUAUCAUCGAAGAAGAAGGAAUCAGAGGGCUUCAUGACGAUUAAAAAUUUCUAUUCGUUUUUUGAAGAUUAUACGAACAAAUUCCAAAUCAUACACGAUUUCUUAGCGUUCCACGUAAGUACUGGUUAUCAAAACUAAUUAAGUACAAUUAACUAAGUACAAUAUUAUGAUGGUUUUGUUUUUUAUAUUUUUGUUUAAAAGAAUGCAACGAUAAAGCAGUCCGUAUCGGUUAUAAACGAAUGUGUGGAAAACAAACUAGAUUCACAUGAAUUUUUAAAAUUCAAAAAAAAUAUUCAUGCAACACAACUCAAAAUAAAAAAUGAUAUAAAAGAACACAUUCUGAGGGAUCCGGAAGCGGCGGGAAUAGUUCAUUACGUUAAGUAAGAAAUCCUAACUUAACCUAUAAUCUAAUUAAAACCUAAUUCGACUGAAAUCAUAAAUGGUCCAAUCGGCAGUGAGACACAAUAAUAGCUAGUCAUCACUACUUCGUGUUACCUAACACUGUUGUUUUACAUUGGUAAAAUAUUGUUUUUUAAGUUUUCCAAUAAAAAAAAAAAAAAAAUAAAAAUUACCUUAGAAUAAUAAUCUUCUGUUUUAGGGAUGUUACGUGUUUGUCGUGCGCGAAACCAGUCAUGAUGAGGACGACAAGCACACCUAUGAAGCAUCCAACAAAGGGCGUUUACACACCACGACCAUGCUCAAAAGCGCCCCUUAUAACCAACCAAUUGGACUUGGUCAGGAAAGAAAAUAUCCGGUAUUAACAUUGUCGUAUUCAUAUACCUACGAUUAAUCAAUUUUAGUAGUUAAAGCGAGCGUACCGCGGAUUCUCUCUUUUAGUUUUCUUAUUUAAUAUACGCUUAAGUUUAUUGUCACAGAAGUGUUUUUAAUGAAAUUUUAAAUAUUCAAAUUAGUUCUAUUAAAAAAAAAUUCUUUAUUACUUAUUCGACUAUACAUAAUAUUCGAUUUUAUUUUAUUUUUACUGAGCAUGCAUAGUUUGCUGGAAGUUUUAUUGGGUCAUGAAUGCUCCUCAAUUUUCGGUAAAUAUACGCCCCUCUCGUAGUUUUUCCCACUUUAACCACUGAUGAACUAAGUUGGUAGAUAGAAUAUUGUAUUUGAAAGUUUGUUGAAUAAAUAUCCUCUUAGCCUUUAAAUACAUUCUAAAAUAAUACAUACAACAUAUAUAUUAGAUUAAUUAUUAUUAUUAUACAAGCUGACGUGUAAAAAAAAAAAACGGUUUUAUAUUUUAUUAUACGAAAAAACUGAUAUUCGGUAAUGAUAUCCAAAUAAAAAAUGGCUGGAGAAAAACAAGACCAAAUAAAAGAAGUAGUCAGAUGAAAAAAUUUAGUUUAAAUAUUAUUACUUUUCGUAUUAUUAUUAUUAUUAUUAUGUAUUCUUACUCUUAAGACAAUUUCCUCUGGCUGUUUUUGUUUAUAUUAUGGCCUUUUUUUUAUUUGUCCAUUAUUACUUAGAUUCAAAAAAAAAGGACAGGUACAUAUUAUAUGCAAUAAAUAAUAAAUGAAAAAUAAUUGAGAUGGUAAGAUAAGUAAGAUAAAAAAAGGUCCUUUGACGUCAAUUUAAUAAUUUUUUCUUUCAGAAAUAAGAUUGUUUUAAAUUAGUUAAUUUUUCAAUAUUUUUUGGGGGCUUUAGGAAAAAUAACCGUUUUCUUUCCUAAAUUUUCCGAUUAUUUCAUAUCGUUAAAAAUACGAGUAUGUGUAUAGUUAGGUUGUGCAUGGGGUAUUUAACCAUUUAGCCAUUACAUGCAUAGGGCAACACGAUGAAACGAUUUUUAUUAUAGGUACCCUACUACAAUGCAGUGCUUACAUAUUGAUGACGAAGCCACUAAUGCCACUUAGGCCAGUUCUCAUCAACGUAAACGGUUGAUAUUUAAACAUAAAUUAUAAGAUAAUCGACCAAUCGUAGUCGGUUAUCAGCCAUAAAUUCAGUUUAAAAAUCAGAUAAACGUUUUUUUUUAUGUAGGUGAGAAAUGCCAUUAGACACGAGUGUAAAUGGUUGUAAAUGGUGUUUAUUUCAGACCUCAAUUUCCAGGGGGGAGGGGUAUCAUACAUUUUUAAUAAGGUGUGCCAAAGGCAGAUUUAGGCAUACACCUGGGAAAAUUUUACGAAGAUGCGCUCAACGAUGAUUUUUUUUUGUAACUGAUUAAAAUACGGUUAUUUAUAUAAAAAAAUAUUUUUUUAAAUUUAUUGUGAUCAAAAUGACUCAUAAUCAAAACAUAAUUAAUUUCACAUUUUGUCAUAUUAUAUGUAGUUUACCUACUAAUGUCAGACAUUUUCAGGGGGUGGUACCGAUUUUUCUUUCAAUUUUUAUGACGUGAUGGGGUAAUUUGAUCAGUCAUCUUCUGAAAUAAACACUAGGUGUAAAUUACUAUGCUCAUAACGGAAAUCAAUAAGUGUCGAAUGCAAUUUACUAUACUAUAUAUUAUUAUUUACUUCCUGCUCGACUGUGGCCCAAUUCAUAUUACCCAAAUAAACAAUGAAAUUUAUUUUUGUUUUUUUUUGCAGGAAACCCGGGGCCAACAAUCUGGACCUAACUACGUGCAAAUGUGUAACAAACCCAGGGUAAUUGCAUUUAUUUAUUGAACCAUGUACUAAAUAAUAAUACACUAUUGAUUCUAUAAACACAGAAGUAAUUUCAUAAAACAUUUUUUUUCUCUUCUACCAUAUAUAAGUAUAUUAUACUUAGUGGAUCGAAUAUAGAGUAAUAUUAUUUUUUAAGUACAAAAUUGAAUGUAAAAACAAAUUCGUUAGGUAAAUCUUUAGGUUAAUAAAGUGUUAAUAAGAUUUGUCUUCAUAGAAAACACGAUUGUAAUCAUGUGAAAACCAAGCACACGCAGGGUCAAAUCAUUUUUGUCAAUGAUCUGAUUCGAAUAACGCCAUUAGAGCGAUGGAUACAAUCCAAGUCAACUGUCACAAUGGUGAAUAAUAAUUGUAGUAAGGGAAUAAAAUAACACAAAUGUCGAGCCACGUUACAAGCAAUCUCAGCUUCUGUGAAGUUGGCCUUCUAACCACGGCCAAAUCGAUCCAUUCAAUGUAAGUUUAGCCCAUUCAAUUUUUAGUAAACGUAAAUUAAUUUGUAAAUAAUGUAAAGAAUUUGUAAGUCACCGCUAAGGUUUUGAAUGGCAGCUCACCCUCCCACAACCAGAUCAUUUAAAAUAAAUUGUAAGUUAUAGCUCUUUAAUUGUAACUUAAUGUAUGUCAAUUCUCAGAAUUUAUAAGAUAACCGUAUCCCGCAAGCUGAUUUUUAAGUUUUGUAUUUAUUAGGUUUAAAUAUUUUUAUUUUUAUUUAAAUUUAGUAUAUUAUUAUAGUAUAUUAUUUUUCAACCGGUUUGUAACUAUUUGCAACCAAGUUUUUGAAAUUUCAACCAAUUAUUUUCACCGAAAUAUCAAUUAUACUGGCGAUUAAAAGAGGGAGGAGCUUUUAGGUGGAAUAAAGUGCCCCAUGCCCUCUCAAAAAGGAAAAAAAAAACAAUCAAUUAUUAUUAAUAGGAACAUCUUAUUUUAAAUAAAAUUAAUCUUUAGAUUCAGAGUGUAGCGAAGAAUGGAUUGGUUUGACUAAGAUGUUUUUUUUAAAAUAUUUUUUUAUAAUAUGUAAACAAAUUUGACUAUAAAUUUUGUUUAGAUAUAUAUGCGUGGCCCCAUUUCUGAAAGGGAAUGUUGUCCAAAUGGUAUUUUAGAAACGAAAAAAAUUUAAGCCAUAUUUAAGCUAUAUCUAUACAUUUUAAUAUGGCAAAAUUGUACAUAAUUUUCGUGUAGGAAUUUAAUGUAGUAUUUGUUUUUUUUAAGCAAAUUUAGAUAAUAAAUUUUGAACUCUAUAUUGUCUUCAUAACUGUAUGUCUGUUUUAGUCGAAUAGUGAUGAAUACGUAUUGCCAUACUAGGGGUCAAGGAUACAAACCCGGGGAUCAAAAAUAAAUUGUUUGAACUUUAAUUUACCUUUUACCUAAAUAGGAAAAAAAACAAAUGCAUUUUAACUGUACCUCAAACGAUUAUAAUCUAAAACUACCCCUCGAUUGGUUGAACGAAUUGUUCUACAAGAAAUCUUGCAAUCAUGUAACAAAAAAUAUAAGAAAUAUAAUUAAAAGAUUAUUUUCUAAAAGGAAAUAUUAUCUCCGAGGUUUAGUGAGGACAUAUUAGUGAUUUUCUAAUAUACAAAAUAUAUGUAUUUGAAUAUAUUUCGAUUUUUUUUUGUAUGGACUACUUUUCUACAAACAACUAUUAAUGCUUAUGAAAUAAAUUCUUUAGAAAUUAUAUCUCAUAAAUUAAAACUCGAAGAAUGUAUUUUGUUACGUCAGUGCAAGCAACGGUUUUCUAUGAGAACAUUUUUUUUGGUAUUUAUCACUAGAUUUUUUUUUUGUAUUUUUUUAGAAGGAAAGUGCUAGUCGAUGGAGAUUUACUUUGCUAUUUUCAGAAGGAGCGUCAAUAUUGGAG